This is a messenger RNA of Sesamum indicum (sesame), 1371 nucleotides long. NCBI's taxonomy places the organism in Eukaryota, Viridiplantae, Streptophyta, Magnoliopsida, Lamiales, Pedaliaceae. The record is from RefSeq and is a predicted model, not a curated record.
AUCACUCCUUCCAUUUUUGUGUUUUGCAUUCUUCUCUUCUUCUUCAUAAGCUACAAGCAGAGAGUAAUCUAUAGAACAAUCAAUAUUCCUAAAUGGGUAAAGGUGGGGCUUUGAGCGAAGGUGUACUGAAGAAGAUCCUUCUCUCCUAUACAUAUGUAGCCAUAUGGAUCUUUCUCUCUUUCAUGGUGAUCGUCUACAACAAGUACAUCCUAGAUCCAAAGAUGUAUAAUUGGCCUUACCCCAUAUCCCUCACUAUGAUUCACAUGGCUUUCUGCUCAUCCUUAGCUUAUAUACUCGUACGCAUCCUGAAGGUUGUCGAUCCCGUCACCAUGUCUUGGGAUCUUUACGUUAAAUCUGUAAUUCCAAUUGGCCUUCUCUACUCUCUAUCCCUUUGGCUUUCUAAUUCUGCCUACAUUUAUCUUUCCGUGUCCUUCAUCCAAAUGCUUAAGGCCCUUAUGCCUGUUGCCGUAUACACCAUAGGCGUGAUGUUCAAGAAGGAGAGUUUCAAAUCCGAGACAAUGGCUAAUAUGAUCUCUAUCUCAAUUGGGGUUGCGAUUGCGGCAUAUGGUGAGGCAAAGUUUGAUUCCAUGGGCGUUGUUCUUCAACUCGGUGCUGUCGCUUUUGAGGCCACCAGGCUUGUCAUGAUUCAGAUCUUACUUACUUCUAGGGGUAUCUCCCUCAAUCCCAUCACCUCCCUUUAUUAUGUAGCUCCAUGUUGCUUGGUUUUCUUGUUUCUUCCGUGGGUUUACGUCGAGUAUCCCAUUCUGACGGAGAAAUCAAGCUUCCAUCUUGAUUUCGUGAUUUUCGGGACCAAUUCAUUCUGCGCAUUUGCGCUGAACCUGGCUGUGUUCUUGCUUGUUGGGAAGACAUCUGCCUUGACCAUGAACGUGGCCGGCGUGGUGAAGGAUUGGCUUUUGAUCGCCUUCUCUUGGUCUGUGAUUAAGGAUACGGUGACUCCUAUCAACUUACUUGGUUAUGCAUUGGCGUUCUUGGGUGUGGGUUAUUACAAUCACUCCAAAUUGCAAGCGCUGAAGGCCAAGGAAACUCAAAAGAAGUCUCAACAAUCUGAUGAGGAAGCUGGAAUGUUGUUGGCGGAAAAGAACGAGGAGAGUAGUGGAAGCAAGAAGAACGAGUCACACGAUUGAUACAUAGGAUGGUGUUUGAUCUCCCAUGCAUGAAAUGGGUUUUUGUUGCGACGAGAAAGGGAACAUUUAGGCAUGAAAUAGAAUUUCAUAAGAUUGUUCUUGAGGAUGAAUAGAUGUGGCUUACUUAGAUUCUUUUCUAGGUCUCCAGCAUUAGGAAUUUGUUCAAUGUGGUGCUCUCAUUUAUCAUUUUCUGAAUUUAUAAAGUUUGCGUAUUGCACAUGGUUUA